Triticum dicoccoides is the source of this 736-nucleotide messenger RNA. Its product is annotated as SKP1-like protein 1. Bases 87 to 557 code for a protein of 156 amino acids. Gene Ontology annotation, biological process: ubiquitin-dependent protein catabolic process. Lineage: Eukaryota; Viridiplantae; Streptophyta; Magnoliopsida; Poales; Poaceae. The transcript is spliced from 2 exons. The record is from RefSeq and is a predicted model, not a curated record.
CUCUCCUCUGCCGCCGCCACCGCGUUUCUAGGGCUUCCCCCAUCCCCAAUUCAUCCUCCACCACCUCCGGCCCAGAUCUAGCAGUGAUGGCGACCGCAGAGGCGGGCGAGAAGAAGAUGAUCAUGCUCAUCUCAUCUGACGGCAUGGAGUUCGAGGUAGAGGAGGCAGUCGCCAUGGAGUCGCAGACCAUCCGCCAAAUGAUCAAGGAUGAGUGCGCCGACAAAGGCAUUCCGAUCCCCAACAUCAACUCCAAGAUCCUCUCCAGGGUCAUCGAGUACUGCAACAAACACGUCCCGACCAUGCCAACCACUGGAGCCACCAAUGCCGCUGCGUCUGACACCGUAGCUCCCGCCGCCCUAGCCAAGGACCUCAAGAUCUGGGACAGAGAAUUCAUCAAGGUCAACCGUGCCACCCACUUCGACCUCAACCUGGCUGCAAGUUACCUCAACAUCAAGGGUUUGUUGGACCUGACUUGCCAUACUACCGACACGAUUAGUGGCCACAAUCUGGAGGAGAUCCGUAGUUUCCUUCAGCAUCAAGAACGACUACUUGCCUGAGGAGGAGGAGGAGACGAUCCGUGGAGAGAACUAGUGGGCAUUUCAGUAGAGGAGCAUCUAGGUCGCGUUGAGUGAACGCUUAGUAUUCUCAUGUGAACCUUAGCUGCACUCUUUGUGUUUUAAUUGGUUGUAACUGUACUGGAGUUUAUGAGGUGGUGUCAGUGAACAUAUUCAGCGUU